Molecule: messenger RNA, 3273 nt
Organism: Cervus elaphus (red deer)
Lineage: Eukaryota; Metazoa; Chordata; Mammalia; Artiodactyla; Cervidae
Gene: NRL
Product: neural retina leucine zipper
Exons: 3
Coding region: 1496-2284 (262 amino acids)
Biological process (GO): regulation of transcription by RNA polymerase II
Cellular component (GO): nucleus
Molecular function (GO): DNA-binding transcription factor activity, RNA polymerase II-specific; RNA polymerase II cis-regulatory region sequence-specific DNA binding
Source: RefSeq, a predicted model, not a curated record
AGCUGAGUUGACUAGGUAUUCUGUAGAUCAGGGGUUCUACUUUAGUGUUCAUCAAAGUAAACUGGAGGACUUGUAAAAACACAGAGUUUUGGGGCCCCAUCCCCAAAGUGUCUGAUUUAGUAAGUUUGAGGUGAUUCCAGAGAACUUGUGUUUUUUAACAAGUUCCCAGAUGGCGCUGCUGAUCUGGGGACCCCAGUGUGAGAACCACUGUCUUAGAUCAUCUGAAUCCACCAGCUCUUCACCUAACUCCAAAGGCUGGGACCCAGUUAAUUUUUAUAAUUGAUGAUCCUUGGGGCUGAUGGACACCCAGGUGUCUCUUUGGGUGGGGAAAGAGGACCUGUUAACCUCAUGGGAGUAUUUGGAUGUCCUUAGAAAUUAAGAGAAUUGCCUUUAACUCCUGAAGUUCUAUUCUAGUACAGACUCUAUUUAAACAGCUUCAGACAGGUUUAAACAUCUCCUUGGCUAAUACCUAGUAUCCCUGUUCCAACUUCUACUCGGGGAUGAUAGCUCUAAGAGGUGUUAGGGGAUUAGGCUGAAAAUGUAGGUCACCCCCCAGCCAUCUGGGAACCAGGAGGAGUGAGAGAGGAAGAGAGAGGUUCAGAGACACAUACAAGGAAAAGGUGAGGGGAAGCAGAGGGCAAAUGAGGGCAGUUUCAAAAGUGCCUUGGAUGGAUUGGUGGUGAUUGGAUUUUCAGUGUCCCGAGGUGGCCUGGAAGGAAAGAAGGAGCAGGGUUCCUGAUUUCCCCUCUGCUCCUGCUCCCAAGCUGCCUGUCCUGGGGCUGGGUCCAUAGAAAUGAGAGAGGCCGAGAAUAGAUGAGGCAAGUCCUGGAGGGUUGUUUAUCUCUCUGAUGCCGUAACUGUGAGGGGCAUGAGGUGGGAGUGAGGUAGGCGGCAGAAAUGUAAGGAUUCCUGAAAACAGGAAACAGAUUCAACAGGCCAGGUGAGAGUGGGCUUGGGAGAAUUCGUAUUCCCCUAAAACACCCACAAGGCAUGGCAGAGCCUUGGAGGCUGAGGGUGCUGGAAGCUCAUCUGGCCCUCUUUUCCACUCCCAGGCUCUCAGUCACCAAGGGCUGAGGGUUGUGUCCGCAUGAGGGUGCUGAUGGGGGCCAAGGUGGCACUCUGUACUGGGGAGCGGGGAAUAGUGAGUUGGACCAUCUGUGAUAUGCUUUGUUGGGGAAGAUGCCCCCUUCCCUUCCUUGAGACCAGGCAGACUUGUCGUCUCAUUUCCUGCAACCCCCCAGGUCCAUGAGAUAUGCAAAUGAUCCCCUCACCUCAUUGGCUGGAGGCCUGAGAAGCAUGGAUGACCUAAGAGAGCUGGCCCUUUAAGAGUGUCCAGGGGGCUCUGUGCCCACAGCCCCUUGUUCUGAGCACAGAGGUGCCAGUCCCUGCUCAAUGGGGCCUCCAUUCUCUGGGGAAGCUGUGCCUGCCUGGCUCUGACAUUUGACCAAUCGUCUCUGCCACCCCUAAAGUGCACCCUUCCUAAUCCAGCCCCAGAAUGGCACUGCCUCCCAGUCCCCUGGCCAUGGAAUAUGUUAAUGACUUUGACUUGAUGAAGUUUGAGGUAAAGCGGGAGCCCUCAGAGGGGCGAUCUGGCCCCCCGACAGCCUCACUGGGCUCCACCCCCUACAGCUCAGUGCCUCCUUCACCCACCUUCAGUGAGCCAGGCAUGGUGGGGCCCACUGAGGGCACCCGGCCAGGCCUGGAGGAGCUGUACUGGCUGGCCACCCUGCAACAGCAGCUGGGGGCUGGGGAGGCGCUGGGGCUAAGUCCCGAGGAGGCUGUGGAACUGCUGCAGGGUCAGAGCCCAGUCCCUGUUGAAGGGCCCCAUGCCUACUACCCAGGGAGCCCAGAGGAGACAGGAGCCCAGCAUGCCCAGCUGGCCGAGCGGUUUUCCGACGCGGCGCUCGUAUCGAUGUCUGUGCGGGAGCUAAACCGACAGCUGCGGGGCUGCGGGCGCGACGAGGCGCUGCGGCUGAAGCAGAGGCGCCGCACGCUGAAGAACCGCGGGUACGCGCAGGCCUGUCGGUCCAAGCGACUGCAACAGCGGCGGGGGCUGGAGGCGGAGCGCGCCCGCCUGGCCACCCAGCUGGACGCGCUGCGGGCGGAAGUGGCUCGCCUGGCUAGGGAACGCGACCUCUACAAGGCUCGCUGUGAACUGCUGGCCCCGAGUGGCCUGGGGCCAGAGGCCACGCCCACCUCUUCCUCUGAGCCCCUGGCCACCGAGUGGUGGAGUCGGUGGGCGGGCGGUGCGCAUCACCCGGGAGGCGGCUGUGCCAUUCACUAGAUGGUUACUGAGCGCCUUCUGGAGCCAGAUACUCCUUUGGAUGACCACACAAGUAUCCCCAAACUUCCUGGACCCUCAAGGCAUGCUCUGAGGUUAGAUACCGGUCACUUCCUGGGAGAGGGAUCCCCUUCCCUCACGCAGGACGUGCACAGAAACCGUUCACCUUCUGCCCCACUCUAUAGGACCAGGUCACUGAAAUCUGCGGGGGUCAGUGCCAGGCUUUGUGUAGGGGGCAGGCCGCAAGGAGGUGUGGACAACGCACAGUGAAUGGGAGGUGAGGGAGUCCUGCUGCUCCCAGAUCAGUUUAGAUUUUAAUUCAAGGCUUUCAACCUGUAGUGCAGUAAGGUGGUAAUUAGCAAUGAAGCUAUGUUUUCAUUCCAGGGCUUGUAACCUCCCCAUUUUAGGACAACUGCAUUUUCAAGAUUUCAAUUCCCAUUUUCAAGACAGACCAGAAACUUGAUUCAAGAGGCUUUUGUCCUAGCCAACCCCAUGGCCUCCAAGGUCUAGAGCAGCAAAGGCUGGAGGAGCUCCAGGGGUGGUAGGUAUGGGCUGGGAGAGGACCCUGAGCAGGAGUCUGAAAACCUGGGUGCUAGUCUCAGCUCUGCCACAGGAUACCUCUGACAUCUUGAGCAAAUCACUGGCUCCCUGGAUUUUGACGACCUUGUCUAAUGCUCACUUGAUUGGAUGACUUCAGACACCUUUCCAGUUCUGGCCUCUCCAUAGUGUGGAAGCCCCAGGGGUCUCCCUGAGAAUCCCUCAACUCAGCCUCUUUAAAGGGACUUCCUGCUCUGUUCCAGCUUCCUGACUGCAGCUUAGGCCCUGGAUGAGACCAUGCCCUGGUUCUGGGUUGCUCCUUCCAUGCGGCCUUGGCCUCCAGAUCUGCAUAGGGUGCCCCUGCUCCCUUCUGCCUCUCUGAGGGCAAAGGUAUGACUUUCCCCAGCCUGACAAGGAGCUGAGAGAAUGCAGCUUUUGUGAAUUAAACUUGAAGU